This is a messenger RNA of Dendronephthya gigantea, 11232 nucleotides long. RefSeq lists its product as uncharacterized. NCBI's taxonomy places the organism in Eukaryota, Metazoa, Cnidaria, Anthozoa, Malacalcyonacea, Nephtheidae. The record is from RefSeq and is a predicted model, not a curated record. The coding region runs from base 1 to 11232 and encodes 3743 amino acids. The transcript is spliced from 5 exons.
AUGGAUGCAUUUGUCGUUCAAAUCCUUCCUGGUGAAUCUAGCGUCAACCUUGAAGUAUCAGAAAGUAAUAUAACCGUUAUCAUUCCUGUUGGUUCUGACCAUGCGCAUAACGUGCGACUUCAAAGAAAUGUCGGUACCUGGAGUGUUGAUUUGUUGCACAAUAAUCCAGGGUUUGGAAAACCCUAUUUAUUAAAGUUAAUCAAUCAAAAAGAGAAUGACACGAUAAAGAUUUCUAUUGUUCCUGAACGUGAUUUCAUCACGACAACUCUGCUUAAAUGCACUUUUAAAAGUCUAACAAAAUUCUCUCUCAAUGGGCCAAAUAUCCGAGUUACCAACUCACAACUGGAUAAGACAUUUACUGGAGUGAGCCUCCAUCUCAAUUCGAUUGGCACUGUGGGAAUAUCCUCUCACCCACUUCAAGUGAAAUCACUCGACAUCAGUGUGACGUCAUCAGAAGGAGUUUCAGGCCGUAGCGAUGUGUAUGUGAAUACUGGGGCGCUUAUAAGAUGUCGAUGCCUCACAGCAUACCUCGAAAAUGGCUCAAAUGUGUUCCUGAAUGGCACAGUAACAUGUCCUUCUUCAUCUUACAAUUUAAACUUUCGAGUUCUAUCCGGCAAUCUGCAUGUAAGCGUAAAUGGCAUUCUAGGAAAGAAAAUUCAGUCCAAUUGCACACACCUUACGAAGGAUUUCAAAACAACAGAAAUAAAUGAGAUCGAAGAUGAUAAUAAGGACAUUUCACAGCUCCCAACAACGACUCUGGAACAGAAAAGUGAAACAAAAAAAUCAGUUGAAGAGAGUAGCACAAUCGCCUCGGCAGUAGGCUGUAAACAAAAAGAUAAAUCAUGCACAUCUUGUGCACGGAAUACCAAUACUGAAACAAAAACGUUAUAUCUGGAAAUUGUGAACGGAAAUUUGACAAACUUUGGAAAGAUCCAUGCUAAAGAGUAUUUACUAUUGCUAUGCGAUAAUUUACUUCUAUGUGAAGCUUCCAAGUACGAUACAGCCACGAGGGGAUUUCUCAGCUUCACUGAAUUGCAAAAAGAAUCUGGAUAUUUGUCGAAUGCGCAACAAAACCCAAAAACAGAAUCCUCGUUUAAUGAUUCUCGCUUGCUUUCAACUGUCCGAAAUCUUGACUCAAAAAGAUUUAUUUCCAUUUUAAACGAAGAGGUGGAUCCAACGGUCACAGUUGAUGGCUUUGGUAUCUACAAUGAAUUAAAGAAUAUAUUUGGACAAGGAAGUAGCGUAAGUUACGAUAGAGACAAAGGAGAGAAGGAAUUGAUACGUAGAGGUUUUGAGACCUGGAAAUGGAAACAUGGUGUAAUUUCUUCAACAUCCAUCAAGUGUGUUGUUAAAGAAGAUUUAGAUGAUUGCUCGCAGCUGCAAAGUAAUCAAUUAAUUUUGCAAGUGGAAGGAACCGCGAGAGUCGUGAAACCGUGGACAUGGAAAUGUGGGGAAUUAUCUGGUUUUGUAAAAGGAAACUUUCUUUUCUACGAUAAUGCUAUUAUUACAAAGUUAAACAAACUUUGCGUGCUUGGUGCUUUUCGUAUUUUUCAAACAUCAACUGUUUGGGUUACAGAAGGUGGUACGGUAAUCACUGUCGAGGAGUUUGAAAAUAAUAAUAUCUUCGUCAGCGAUAAAAGUCUCGUUUUAGACCUUGGUUAUUUAAAACAAGGAAGAGAUUCCAGCAUCGUUAGCAAUGAAGAUCUUCUUGUUUCCUUGCAUAAGAAAGUUGAAGAAAGUUGGUUUGGAAAUGUUUACGUUCAUCGUAAUCUCUUUAUCCAAGUAGAAGAGCGAGUUGUUUGCGAUGCAUAUUGUGUCGCAAGGAAAGUUCAUUUAGAGUUCUUUGGAGAAGCUCCACAAUUUGUUACCACACAAAUUCUUCUCGCAGAGGAUAGCAGCAUAACCAUGUGGGCGGAAAAUGAACGUGAAAGUGCUAAUUUUGUCGUGUCUGGAAAACUUAGUGCUUGUGGAAUCAAAGGAGAAACAGCGAGUAUGCAUGUUCUUUCUGGUGGAGUUGCUGAAAUCACUUGUUCAGAUGAAGUUGAGGUGAUCACAAGUUCUCUGGAAGUCAGCGGUGAAACAAUCAUAAGAACAAAACCGAAUGAAGACAAAGGAACACAAUGCACUGACACUCGUAUCUUAACAACUUAUAUCUACUGUGUGAAAUCUCUUGUUGUUGACGGGAUUUUAAAGGUUUUUAGUUCAGAUCUAAACAUCUAUAUCGAGACUUUUAAAAACAACGGCGUUUUAAAACUAUUCACAAGUGACCAUCCUUCGGGCUCAUUUCAAAUUGAAUGUGACAAAGACGUCUUCAACUCUGGCAUAAUUGAAUCAGAAGGAAACAUGAUCAUUAAUGCCAUGACUGUGUCUAAUAAAAAUGGUGUUAUAAAGUCAUCACCCAGUCUAAAUAUUUCUACCAAUUUCCCCGGGGCGACAACAUUGUGUGGCCAAAUUCUGGCGGACAAACAACUUUCUAUUUCUUCAAAAUCAAAAGAAGAGCUUAACCUAGCUAUAAUUGGUGGAAAGCGUGAAGAUCUCCAGUAUUUUUUUCCACCGGAUCAUUUCGAAGUGGAAUGUAAAGAGGCCUUUCUAAGAAUUGAAUCAAGUGUCCUACGUCCAGAAAUUCCCGACGACUUGUUAAAUGAGAACAAUGGUAAUCGUUCUGUCGUGUUUCUUAGCCUGCGGAGGUGUCUGAUUGUAAUGAAAGAAUGUCAGUUGGAAGCUGUUUGUGUUACCUUUACUCAGACUGAGGACAACAAUGAUGAUGAAAACCCCUCAAGAUUUAUAAUCCAGGAUUCAAUUAAAGCAAAAUAUCUUUAUCUUUGCGCUGGGAAUGCACCCGAGUCGGACAUUUCAAAGAAAGAAGACAUCUUAUUCCAGGGUUCAAAUAACCUAACUGUGUUUAACACUCUUGAAGUUGAUGGAUCAGUUCAUGAAAUUAUAUUUGGAACUGAAAACGUCCUGAGUUGCACUGAAGCAGUUCUACAUUGUGAAAUCGCAACAAUAAAAACAGACAUCGAGUGCAUUGAACUUGACGCGAAAAAUCUAAACAUUGAAGAUGAGGGGCAGAUGAAAUGCAUCGGGAAAAACGACAAAGAGAUGAAAUCCUCAGUUAAAGUAGAAAAAACCUUCAGUGUAAAGGGUUCUGUUGAAUGUGUUGGUCCGGUUGCAAUCUUCAUUGGUGGGUCGUUUGUUCAAGAAGAAGCAGGAAGUAUAACAGUAGAACAAGAACUCCUUUUACAAACUAUCAAUGAAAAUGGUUAUGGUUAUGUUACUUUAAAAGGUUCAACUAAAGGACAAACAGAAUCAUUUCUAAAUGUUACAAGUGACAACAUCGAAGUUUCAGGACGUUUAUCUGAGGUUAAAACUCUCAAUUUGAAUGCUUUAGUCAACAUGGCAUUUUCUAAGGAAAGCAGAAUUUCAUGUGAAGAAAUUGACAUAAAAGGAGAAUGGAUCACUACUGCAGGAACAAUUUGCGAAUUUCAAACACUGAAUAUUGAACCAUGGGCAAUAAUAAACUGUGGUACCAUUGAUUCUGAAAUUGAGUCCUCGGAUAUUUCCUUUAAGUCUGAUUUAACGUUAAUUAACAGCGGAAUUUGUCGUGCCCAGACGACGUAUCUCGAGGCACCAUUUUUGUUGAGUCUCCCGGGUGAAUCAAUCGCCGAUGUGAAUGACGUCACCCGUUGCCAAUUAGUUGGCAAUAAAAGGCUCAAGUUAGAAAGCAUCGCCUGUUUUCUUGGUGGAUCAUCUCUUCGAUCACGUACGAGAUACGAAAAUUUAAGUGUGUUGUUGUUUAAAUUUCUCACCCACGUGACCUGCACGCCAGAUUCAAAGAUUGUAGACGCAUGGUCAAAGGCAGCAGAAUCCCUAAGAAGCAUUCAAUCACAAAUAACCCCCGAUGGUAGCAAACAAGAUUCGUCCAAAUUAAAAACUCUGAUGAAUUCGAAUAAUUUAGUAAAAGGCACAGAAGUUGAUUUAAGGAUUGCUCGGAUGUAUAACAUGGUCAACGAUUUUGUUGAGGAGAUUUUGAAAAAUGGAAUCAGGUCGUUCGAUGCAACGAAACUGGUGUAUAUCCUCACUAUCGAGAGCGAACGUUACACGAAGAUCAACAUUUUGAAGGAGAAAUUACUACAAGUUCCAGAGAGAGCCAGAAAGCUACGUCAAUUGGGGAAAAGAAGAGUAAUAAAAUUAAAGAAAUCAGUGAGACAAAAGCUUGGAUUUUCAGAUCCUAAAAUGGAAAGUGAACAAAAGGAAGGAAUCUUUGAAUCUGGAUUUUUCUCGUUUGGUGAAGGUGUUACAUUCACCGACGCUUUAUAUGAGGCUGCGUUUGUGGAAGUUCUUUGUGACGAAGGUUUCCUAUUUGCUAUGGAUUUCUUGGCUAGUGCAAAGGACGUUGUCAUGAGUAAACGAGAAAAGAAAGCAGUAGCAAUGGUGAUAUAUUCAGAAAAAUUAGACAUGGAAAAUAUUAAUGCCGACCACGCACAUUUUAAGACCAAGAAAGCAAAACUUACGGACAUCAACACAAAAACGUUAGACGUGAGUGCAAGUGAAUCUGUCGAGGCAGAAAACAUAAAGGGUAACACUGUUAACAUGGAAAGUGGAAAUAUCAAAGUCUCAACAUUGGAUGCGAAGAAUACUACCCUCGAUUCGUCCAACGAUGUACAGCUUCGAAACAUCACAUCCGAUAACUUACAAGUACAAGCGAAAAAUUUGGUCGCUACUGGUAAAAUUGAGUCAGUCGUUGGUAAAAUUGAGAGUCAAGGUGGUAUUAAUUUAGCUUACAAAAAAAAGAAUGGGACACUAGCUGCUGAUCACAAGUUUAAUACUCUACAGAUAGAGACAAGAAAAAUUAAUGACGUCAAUAAAUUAUUAAAAGGGGACGGAAUAUAUGCGGAUUUGAAAAUUUGCGAUGAACUCGGAUUAGUUGUUACUGAUCAAGACGUGAUAUUUUCGAGAUGUGUCGUUCAACAGAAUUACAAACUAAAUUUAGAUGCGAGAUCCGUAAAUAUUGAAAAUUCUUCCCUAAAUUGGAAAAAAGAAGCCUCAAUUUCAUCAGACAAAACGAUUAAUGUGGAUCACUCAUCAAUUUCAUCACAAAAGUCUGUUUCACUUAAAUCUAAAUCCGGAAAUGUUGGCAUGAAUUCGUCUCAAAUUCACGCUGGUGAAGUUGCAAUGGUUGAAGCUUGCAAAGGUUCGGUGAAAAUGUCUGGUACGUCAACUUCUGGGGAUCAAGCUGUAAGCAUCAAAGCUAAAGGAGAUGUUAUCAUUGAUCCUGUACGAAAAAAGAGAGAGGAACGUACAAUUCAAGAGUGCCACAAAUCAACAAUAAAAUCUGGAGGUCAAGUAAAUAUUAAAUCCAAAAGAAAUAUCAAAAUGAUUGGGACAGAUUGUGCUGUUCAGGGUGACAUGAUUUUUGAUGCCGCAGAAACUGUCUUGCUGCAAGACAGAAAAUUGUCAAAGUCAGAAAAACCACAUACAAGUAGACUCUCUUUCUCUCUGGAAAAAGGUUUAUCUUAUGGGAAAUCCCACAAACAAAUGCACCAGGAACAGCUGGCUGGUUCGAAACUACAACAAAGUGGUGGAAAUCUCGUUUUGAAAGGAAAAAAUGUUUUUGUGAAAAAUGCAAUGAGAAUCGAUGCCGAAAAUUUAAUUGUUGAUGCAAAAAAUGCAAAAUUCAAGGGAGCUGAAUUGAACAAUUCAUAUUCAGAAAAAAGUUCCUCCGUAAAUUUUGGUAUGUCUUUUGACAUUACAAAUGAAAAAUCAUGGGGAAAAGAAAAGAAGAUUAUCAAUCAGAGUAUAAAUGUGCGAGGAAAAACAAGGUUUAUUGACUGCAAUAACGUUACAUUGACAGCUAGUAACUUAAAUACCGGAGCGAUCUCAGGAAAUGUUAAACACCUUGCUGUAAUUUCUAAACAAAACGAAAUUGAAGCUUAUAAACAAACGGAAAGUGUUGGUUUUGUGGUAAGCGGUGGAUUACCAAUUCCUAGCAAAUAUGGCAUUAGUAAAAGCAGCGACAGGGGGAAAUAUGUUGAAAGGUCAAGCGGUAUUCACUCUCGCGGAUCUAUAAAUAACGAGUUCAAAGUUGGUUCUGUUCAUUUAAAAGGUUCUACGGUCACGGCAGAUGGUGAUAUAGCAAAAUUCGCUGAUAAUAUAAUUUCCGAAAAAGUAAAAGGUUAUCGAUCACAAAACGAAUCCGGCAUCAAUUUAGGAAUUACUAAGAUCAGUGCUGGGUUUGGUAUGCAUCAGGGCGAAAAAUUCAUGAAAAUGGAGCAUAUUGCAACAAUUGGAUCACUCUCCGGAACAGUUGCAAGUGAAAUGAAACAAUCUGUCAACACUGAUCUUUCUGAACAUGCCAAAACAACGCAAAUGCGAAACUCUAAUCUUGGAUUCAAUGUAAGAGGAGGAAAAGAUGGUGUUGCAACAUAUGUACAAGCUGGUGAUGUGAGUGUUGGUUUUUCUGCAUCAAAACAAAAAAUAGGAUUUAAAGGACAAGUUGGCGAUAAGAAAUUUAGUGUCUCGGGCGGCCCAUCUGGUGGGUCGUUAUCCAUACAAAAUGGUCAAAACAAUUUCGGAGUGGGUGUGACAAACCAUGGCGUUGAUAUGAAUCUUCGUUCCGGAGAUAAUGAAUUAGGAGCCUCUCUUGGAAAAAAUGGUUUCUCUACCACAGUCCAUAAAGGAGAAUUUGAACUCUCCGCGUCUAGUUCAAAACAAGCAAAAGCAUUUGGAAUAAAGGCAGGAGAAUUUGAAACUAAAUUAAGGAAAGAAACGGAUCCAACGACAGGAAAAUCAAAACUAGAUGGGAAGGUAAAAGUCGGUGAACUCGAGAUGACGGGUUCGUCAUCAAAGAACAAGAAAUCUUUCGUAAUGAAGGCUGGAGAAUUUGAAACUGAACUGAGCGAAGAAAAAGAUUCAACAACGGGAAAACCAAAACUUGAUGGAAAGUUAAAAGUCGGUGAACUCCAGAUGACGGGUUCGUCAUCAAUAAACAAGAAAUCUUUCGUAAUGAAGGCUGGAGAAUUUGAAACUGAAUUGCGCGAAGAAAAGGAUGCAACGACAGGAAAACCAAAACUUGAUGGAAAGUUAAAAGUCGGUAAACUCCAGAUGACGGGUUCGUCAUCAAUGAACAAGAAAUCUUUUCUAAUCAAGGCUGGAGAAUUUGAAACUGAAUUGAGCGAAGAAAAGGAUGCAACGACAGGAAAACCAAAACUUGAUGGAAAGUUAAAAGUCGGUGAACUCCAGAUGACGGGUUCGUCAUCAAUGAACAAGAAAUCUUUGGUAAUGAAGGCUGGAGAAUUUGAAACUGAAUUGAGCGAAGAAAAGGAUUCAACAACGGGAAAACCAAAACUUGAUGGAAAGUUAAAAGUCGGUGAACUCGAGAUGACGGGUUCGUCAUCAAUGAACAAGAAAUCUUUUCUAAUGAAGGCUGGAGAAUUUGAAACUGAAUUGAGCGAAGAAAAGGAUUCAACGACAGGACAGCCAAAACUUUAUGGAAAGUUAAAAGUCGGUGAACUCGAGAUGACCGGUUCGUCAUCAAUGAACAAGAAAUCUUUUCUAAUGAAGGCUGGAGAAUUUGAAACUGAAUUGAGCAAAGAAAAGGAUUCAACAACGGGAAAACCAAAACUUGAUGGAAAGUUAAAAGUCGGUGAACUCGAGAUCACGGGUUCGUCAUCAAUGAACAAGAAAUCUUUUCUAAUGAAGGCUGGAGAAUUUGAAACUGAAUUGAGCGAAGAAAAGGAUUCAACAACGGGAAAACCAAAACUUGAUGGAAAAUUAAAAGUCGGUGAACUCCAGAUGACGGGUUCGUCAUCAAUGAACAAGAAAUCUUUUCUAAUGAAGGCUGGAGAAUUUGAAACUGAAUUGAGCGAAGAAAAGGAUUCAACAACGGGAAAACCAAAACUUGAUGGAAAAUUAAAAGUCGGUGAACUCCAGAUGACGGGUUCGUCAUCAAUGAACAAGAAAUCUUUUCUAAUGAAGGCUGGAGAAUUUGAAACUGAAUUGAGCGAAGAAAAGGAUUCAACAACGGGAAAACCAAAACUUGAUGGAAAGUUAAAAGUCGGUGAACUCGAGAUCACGGGUUCGUCAUCAAUGAACAAGAAAUCUUUUCUAAUGAAGGCUGGAGAAUUUGAAACUGAAUUGAGCGAAGAAAAGGAUUCAACAACGGGAAAACCAAAACUUGAUGGAAAAUUAAAAGUCGGUGAACUCCAGAUGACGGGUUCGUCAUCAAUGAACAAGAAAUCUUUUCUAAUGAAGGCUGGAGAAUUUGAAACUGAAUUGAGCGAAGAAAAGGAUUCAACAACGGGAAAACCAAAACUUGAUGGAAAAUUAAAAGUCGGUGAACUCCAGAUGACGGGUUCGUCAUCAAUGAACAAGAAAUCUUUUCUAAUGAAGGCUGGAGAAUUUGAAACUGAAUUGAGCGAAGAAAAGGAUUCAACAACGGGAAAACCAAAACUUGAUGGAAAGUUAAAAGUCGGUGAACUCGAGAUCACGGGUUCGUCAUCAAUGAACAAGAAAUCUUUUCUAAUGAAGGCUGGAGAAUUUGAAACUGAAUUGAGCGAAGAAAAGGAUUCAACAACGGGAAAACCAAAACUUGAUGGAAAGUUAAAAGUCGGUGAACUCGAGAUCACGGGUUCGUCAUCAAUGAACAAGAAAUCUUUUCUAAUGAAGGCUGGAGAAUUUGAAACUGAAUUGAGCGAAGAAAAGGAUUCAACGACAGGAAAACCAAAACUUGAUGGAAAGUUAAAAGUCGGUGAACUCGAGAUCACGGGUUCGUCAUCAAUGAACAAGAAAUCUUUUCUAAUGAAGGCUGGAGAAUUUGAAACUGAAUUGAGCGAAGAAAAGGAUUCAACAACGGGAAAACCAAAACUUGAUGGAAAGUUAAAAGUCGGUGAACUCCAGAUGACGGGUUCGUCAUCAAUGAACAAGAAAUCUUUGGUAAUGAAGGCUGGAAAAUUUGAAACUGAAUUGAGCGAAGAAAAGGAUUCAACAACGGGAAAACCAAAACUUGAUGGAAAGUUAAAAGUCGGUGAACUCGAGAUGACGGGUUCGUCAUCAAUGAACAAGAAAUCUUUUCUAAUGAAGGCUGGAGAAUUUGAAACUGAAUUGAGCGAAGAAAAGGAUUCAACGACAGGACAGCCAAAACUUGAUGGAAAGUUAAAAGUCGGUGAACUCGAGAUCACGGGUUCGUCAUCAAUGAACAAGAAAUCUUUUCUAAUGAAGGCUGGAGAAUUGGAAACUGAAUUGAGCGAAGAAAAGGAUUCAACAACGGGAAAACCAAAACUUGAUGGAAAGUUAAAAGUCGGUGAACUCCAGAUGACGGGUUCGUCAUCAAUGAACAAGAAAUCUUUUCUAAUGAAGGCUGGAGAAUUUGAAACUGAAUUGAGCGAAGAAAAGGAUUCAACAACGGGAAAACCAAAACUUGAUGGAAAGUUAAAAGUCGGUGAACUCGAGAUCACGGGUUCGUCAUCAAUGAACAAGAAAUCUUUUCUAAUGAAGGCUGGAGAAUUUGAAACUGAAUUGAGCGAAGAAAAGGAUUCAACAACGGGAAAACCAAAACUUGAUGGAAAGUUAAAAGUCGGUGAACUCGAGAUCACGGGUUCGUCAUCAAUGAACAAGAAAUCUUUUCUAAUGAAGGCUGGAGAAUUUGAAACUGAAUUGAGCGAAGAAAAGGAUUCAACAACGGGAAAACCAAAACUUGAUGGAAAGUUAAAAGUCGGUGAACUCGAGAUCACGGGUUCGUCAUCAGUGAACAAGAAAUCUUUUCUAAUGAAGGCUGGAGAAUUUGAAACUGAAUUGAGCGAAGAAAAGGAUUCAACGACAGGAAAACCAAAACUUGAUGGAAAGUUAAAAGUCGGUGAACUCGAGAUCACGGGUUCGUCAUCAAUGAACAAGAAAUCUUUUCUAAUGAAGGCUGGAGAAUUUGAAACUGAAUUGAGCGAAGAAAAGGAUUCAACGACAGGAAAACCAAAACUUGAUGGAAAGUUAAAAAUCGGUGAACUCGAGAUCACGGGUUCGUCAUCAAUGAACAAGAAAUCUUUUCUAAUGAAGGCUGGAGAAUUUGAAACUGAAUUGAGCGAAGAAAAGGAUUCAACAACGGGAAAACCAAAACUUGAUGGAAAGUUAAAAGUCGGUGAACUCGAGAUCACGGGUUUAUCAUCAAUGAACAAGAAAUCUUUUCUAAUGAAGGCUGGAGAAUUUGAAACUGAAUUGAGCGAAGAAAAGGAUUCAACGACAGGAAAACCAAAACUUGAUGGAAAGUUAAAAGUCGGUGAACUCGAGAUCACGGGUUCGUCAUCAAUGAACAAGAAAUCUUUUCUAAUGAAGGCUGGAGAAUUUGAAACUGAAUUGAGCGAAGAAAAGGAUUCAACAACGGGAAAACCAAAACUUGAUGGAAAGUUAAAAGUCGGUGAACUCCAGAUGACGGGUUCGUCAUCAAUGAACAAGAAAUCUUUUCAAAUGAAAACUGGAGAAUUUGAAACUGAACUGAGCGAAGAAAAAGAUUCAACAACGGAAAAACCAAAACUUGAUGGAAAGUUAAAAGUCGGUAAACUCCAGAUGACGGGUUCGUCAUCAAUGAACAAGAAAUCUUUGGUAAUGAAGGCUGGAGAAUUUGAAACUGAAUUGAGCGAAGAAAAGGAUUCAACAACGGGAAAACCAAAACUUGAUGGAAAGUUAAAAGUCGGUGAACUCGAGAUGACGGGUUCGUCAUCAAUGAACAAGAAAUCUUUUCUAAUGAAGGCUGGAGAAUUUGAAACUGAAUUGAGCGAAGAAAAGGAUUCAACGACAGGACAGCCAAAACUUGAUGGAAAGUUAAAAGUCGGUGAACUCGAGAUGACCGGUUCGUCAUCAAUGAACAAGAAAUCUUUUCUAAUGAAGGCUGGAGAAUUUGAAACUGAAUUGGGCAAAGAAAAGGAUUCAACGACAGGAAAACCAAAACUAGAUGCAAAGUUAAAAUGCGGUGAAUUCGAGAUGACCGGUUCGUCAUCAAAGAACACGAAAUCGCUUGGAAUAAAGGCUGGAGAAUUUGAAACUGAAUUGAGCAAAGAAAAGGAUUCAACGACAGGAAAACCAAAACUUGAUGGAAAGUUAAAAGUCGGUGAACUCCAGAUGACGGGUUCGUCAUCAAUGAACAAGAAAUCUUUUCUAAUGAAGGCUGGAGAAUUUGAAACUGAAUUGAGCGAAGAAAAGGAUUCAACAACGGGAAAACCAAAACUUGAUGGAAAAAAUCUUUUCUAA